This is a messenger RNA of Brachypodium distachyon (stiff brome), 1573 nucleotides long. RefSeq names its product E3 ubiquitin-protein ligase At1g12760. The transcript has 5 exons. Lineage: Eukaryota; Viridiplantae; Streptophyta; Magnoliopsida; Poales; Poaceae. The coding region runs from base 115 to 1194 and encodes 359 amino acids. The record is from RefSeq and is a predicted model, not a curated record.
GGAGCCGCAUUCCGACUCCCAGAACUUUCUACCAGGAGAGGAGGAAAACCAAACAAACUGAAAGUCUGAAACACAGGUAGAUAGAGAGGACCAGACUAGGGUUCCGCAUCCGCCAUGGCGUCCAACUCCCCGCGUCGCUCCGGCGACUCCUCGCCGUCCUCGCCCCUCCUCCCCUCACCCACCUCCCCGACCUCCCGGGGCGCGGCCAACGGCGGCGGGAGGCUGCCUAGCCUCCGCGGCGCGGCGCGCUUCCUCCGCCGCACGGGCAGCCGCCGCAUGAUGCGCGAGCCGUCGGUGGCGGUGCGGGAGACGGCGGCAGAGCACCUAGAGGAGCGCCAGACCGACUGGGCCUACUCCAAGCCCGUUGUCGUGCUCGACGUGCUCUGGAACCUUGCCUUCGUCGCCGUCGCCGCCGCCGUUCUGGCCGCAUCGCUCACCGAGCGCCCAGCUGUUCCGCUCCGCUUCUGGCUCGCUGGGUACGUGCUCCAGUGCCUCCUCCAUGUACUCUGCGUCGCCGUCGAGUACAAGCGCCGCUGCAGGGAGGCCCGCUCUGGUGGGGCUGGGGUGGAUCAGGAUGAUGCGGGAGAUGGGGAUUUGAAGAUCAGUAUUGUCAAGCACUUGGAGUCUGGAAACACGAUGUUUUCCUUCAUAUGGUGGAUUAUUGGGUUCUAUUGGGUAUCUGCAGGUGGUCAAACUUUAUCACAAGAUGCUCCUCAACUUUACUGGCUCUCCAUUGUUUUUCUGGCAUUUGAUGUUUUCUUUGUGGUCUUUUGUGUUGCACUGGCUUGUGUGAUUGGCAUUGCUGUCUGUUGCUGCCUACCUUGCAUUAUUGCCAUCUUAUAUGCUGUAACUGAUCAGGAAGGAGCAUCUGAGGAGGACAUUAAUAACCUAUCCAAAUAUAAAUUUCGGACAAUGGGUGAGGCAGACAAGCUUGUUGCUGGAAUUGCAGCACCUGUGGGUGGAGUAAUGACUGAGUGUGGCACCAACCCUCCUGUUGAACACAUUCUUUCAGCUGAGGAUGCAGAGUGCUGCAUAUGCCUAUGCCCGUAUGAAGAUGGUACAGAGCUGCGAGAACUCCCCUGCAAUCAUCAUUUCCACUGCACCUGCAUAGACAAGUGGCUUCACAUAAAUGCGACAUGUCCACUGUGCAAGUUCAACAUCGUCAAGGGCAACCUUGGGAGUGAAGAGGUGUAGGCAGCACGACAGAGCAAGGCCUCUUGAAACCUUCCAGUUUCAUUUGUCAGUUUGUACUGCAUACCGAGGGAGUUUUGAUUACGUAUGGCUGGUGAAAUUAAAGGGUAUAGGUGUUGCACAGAUGGUAUCUCUAGUGAAAUGCUUUUGGGAGUUCUUGCAUCCGUACUAGUAAGGAAAAAUGUGUGUUGUACAUUCUUUUCUCAGCUUAAUCAGUUACUAUUGAGGUUUCUCAUUUGCGUUCUGUAGAUAGUGUUGAAACAGUCAUUUGUGCAAUGUUUGAUGAACUGGGGAGUAGUGACAUGUACAUACAAAAACAGGAUCUUGUUUUCGGGAUACAAUCACUUUGUUGGGCUGCUGGAAAUGCUCACAAAUGUCAUUC